GAUAGUUUUGUUUUGGAUUUAUAUUAUUCUGGUUUACUGUUAGGACGGGUUGCUGAGAAAAUAUGCUCUGAGCUUGGUAUUAAGGUUUUGACAGUGCAUGGAGGUUCCAUCAAGACUAAAAUAUUGACCGCUAAGCGAGAAGAGGUCGACAUUCUUGUUGGAAGUUUCGGAGGAUUAUCCAAGUUCUUUUAUGAAGGCCUCUUCAGCAGAAAACACGUGAUAGAGAUUGCUCUGGAUGAAAUUGAUACUUUGCUCGAUGACACUUUUAAGGAGGAGAUGAUCACUUUUCUUAGAAAAUUCGGCCAAUCAGCUGUGUCUCUUUUUCAGGGAGUUCGUAUAAUUAUGACAGGAGCAACUUUUCCGACCAAUUUUGAUGCUUACAUCAGUGAACUGCUUGAUGUAGAGAAUAUACAGAAGAUAUCUACAGAUCAGCUUCAUAGGGUUCUUCUUCAUUUUCCGCAGAAAUUCAUCAGGGUUGCUCUUUCCCGUAAACUUGAAUCCUUCAUGGAGAUCAUUGAGAAGGAUUCUUCAAAACAGAAGAAAACAUUGAUCUUUAGCAACAAGGCUUCAACUGCUGAUUUCCUGAGCAUGCAUUUGAACGAGCAGAAUAUCCCCUGCAUUAACUUUGAUCAAAACGUGCACUGGAAACAACGAGAAAACCACUACAGAAAGUUUGCAGAAGGAGAGGUGAAUGUAAUGUCUGCUACAGAUCUUGCAUCAAGAGGGUUAGACACGACCAUGGUUAAUCACGUGAUUAAUUUUGAUUUCCCGCUGAAUGCUGCGGAUUAUAUUCACAGAGUUGGCAGGGUAGGCAGAAUUGGGGGUCCAGGAAGUUCUCAUGUUACUUCACUGGUGGACAACCCAUUAGCUGUUGAGGUUCUCAAUAGAAUAGAACUUGCAGCUCGGAAGAACCAGGAGAUCCAGAAUGUAAACAACAACAUUGUCAGAAUAAUCCAACACAGGAUUGACAAGAAACAAAGAAUUCAAGAAAAUGUUAAAUAAAAAUAAUCCAAAAAAUAUCUUUUU
Messenger RNA from Eurytemora carolleeae, 1026 nucleotides. It is a transcript of the gene Dbp21E2, whose product is annotated as probable ATP-dependent RNA helicase DDX28. The record is from RefSeq and is a predicted model, not a curated record. Lineage: Eukaryota; Metazoa; Arthropoda; Copepoda; Calanoida; Temoridae. The transcript has 12 exons. Bases 277 to 1002 code for a protein of 241 amino acids.